This is a messenger RNA of Zophobas morio, 1825 nucleotides long. RefSeq lists its product as uncharacterized. The record is from RefSeq and is a predicted model, not a curated record. Gene Ontology annotation, cellular component: cytoplasm. The transcript has 2 exons. Lineage: Eukaryota; Metazoa; Arthropoda; Insecta; Coleoptera; Tenebrionidae. The coding region runs from base 84 to 1664 and encodes 526 amino acids. Gene Ontology annotation, molecular function: glycosyltransferase activity.
CCGAGUCACUCGUUUACGUUCUUGAUAUCCAACUGCUUGCUUCGUUUUUUCCUUUGUGGCUGGCUACACUUGGUGUUGUAUAAAUGGAUAACCUGUACACCUACUCACCAAUAAAACGAAUUCUGCUAUUCAGCAUCUACCACAUCGCUGGUUUUGUUUUGAAGAAACUGAAGAUAAAAAAAUUGUGUUUGUCGCUACUGGCACUAUUAAUACUGAUAUAUCUGUUGAUAUACACUAAGUUGCUUCUAAAGCAUUCAGAGAAGGUAAAACAGGACAUACUUCAAGAUUUUGUUCAGAACCCACAAAAAAUUGUUGUAACCUCUUGGAACUCUGAGCCGGAAUAUCAAGAAUACCAUAGUAUUAACAACACGGGAAAUCUAGCAGACAUUUACUUGAACGAGAAAUUAAAAGUACCUUGGGGUUUUAAUCAAACUUGUGCCAGAUUCCCAGAUUUAUUUGAUUUGCAAUUUAGAAACAACACCUGGCAGCUGCAGAAGACCACUAAUGGUAUUUUCCAUUUAUUAAACGCGUACUUAGACCUGAGGAAAGGUAGUUUAAUACGAAUAGUAGCCACGUAUGACGUAUCCAAAACUCAAGAAACCUUUUACUGCCAGUUCUGGUACAACAAUAACAGUGGACCCACAGUAGUAUCAAGUGAAGUACCUUCUUUGAUGUUUCGUUCAAAGUGGGGUGUUGAUAACGGUUAUUUCAAGCACCCGUACUUGAUAACCUGUUCUGUAGUUCUUGAUAACUAUCACUACCCGGUUUCUGUAUCUUUAGUAGAGCAACCAUGUGGUAACGCUUCUAACAAUUUGAAGAUUUUCCACAAAAACGUUGAAAAAAAGAAGACAUGUGUUGUUUGUGUGAAGGGUUUAUUUUUUCCGUUUGUAGAUAAAAGUACUCGCUUGGUGGAAUGGAUUGAACUGAUUAGUCUUUUAGGUGCCGAAAAGAUUCAUUUUUAUAAGUACAGUGUCCACCCGAAUAUUAAAAAAAUUCUUGACUAUUACGUCAAGAAGGGUUUGACGGAGGUAACCCCUUUCUCUCUAGUUGGAGAUUUCUCCAACCAGCCUUUCCUGCAAGGACAUUUUCUUGAAUACAUGGUUUCGCACAGACGUCUCCAAGAAGUCGUUUCUUAUAACGAUUGUCUCUAUAAACACUUACACCAAUUUGAGUACGUCGUCCUUCUUGAUGUUGAUGAAAUGAUAGUACCACUACAAGCCACAUGGAUGGAACUCAUAAGAAGUUUACAAAAACGGUACCCUAGUACUACUUCUUUCAUGGCACGCAACGUCUACUUCUUCGAUUCUUACUUACACGAACACGAUUGGUUUAGUGAUAUUCCUAAACACAAGUACAUGCUCCAAGAUGUCUAUAGGGCAAGAACUGACAGCAAGUCGGUUUCCCAUGCAAAGGGGUUUCACCGUACUGAAAAAGUGAUAACUUUGCAUAAUCAUUUGCCGAUUAAUUGUUUUCAAAAUUGUGUCACAAAAACGAUGAACUCUACUUUGACCCAGCUUCAGCACUAUCAUGUGAAUUGUACUUUUGGUGUAGGUGACUGUGACACAAUGAAAGCAGACAGUGUGUUGGAUAACAGAGUCUGGCAAUUUAAGAACAAAUUGAUAAUGAAUGUUCAAAGAACUUUAGGCGAAGUGGGUUUGGAUUAGUUCGAAAUGAAAUAUUACAGAGAAAUGCAGUAGAUGUGAAUGAUGUAAUGGCGAUUGGUACUGAGAAAUAUUUUUUAGACUGUUAAAUUAUGUGGUACUGUCAUUUUUUAUUCUGUUAUCUAUAACAAAAUUUUAAAAUAAAAUCAGUUAGGUUUUAAUUA